AUGAGCGUUAAGAUUAAAUCAAGUGGAUUUGACAGGGACAACCGAAAAGGGACAAGGAGCGAGUGAGUACGUCUUCAAUAUAAUAAGGUGCGAGCAUGGUGGCUGUCCAGCGAGGUUGGGUUAAGUAGCGCAGCUCUCCGUUUUGCGCCGCAAUCUUCUCCUCAAGUUGGAUUUCACCGCAAUGAGCGAACUCUCGGAACCGACGGCCGGGAGAAGAAUGAAGGCUCGGGCCCCUCCUCCACCAGCGGCCCCUCGUCACGUCUUUCCAAACACUGUACCCGACGCCAGCGUGGAAUCCAAAGAGAACUUGAUUACACCUAGUGUGGAUUUUGAGUUGACUCUCCCGCAGGGAUACCGGAUAUCCAUAACUGAGGAUGGGAGUAAGCCGCUGAUGGACUUGCUGGUGGACCUGUGCAGCCGCUACCAUCUCAGUCCAGCACUGCACACCCUGGAUCUGUUGUCGCCCGAAGGCCACCCUUUGGGGUUCAAGCCCAACGUGUUGCUGGGCUCACUCAAUGUGGCCUGCGUCCUCAUCAAGGAGAAAGCCUGCGAAGAGAAAGCGGUGCGCAGACCGGCACCAAAGGUCCCUGAGAAAACAGUGCGUUUGAUGGUGAACUAUCACAGUAGCCAGAAGGCGGUGGUACGGGUCAACCCAUUGGUACCCCUCCAGGCUCUGAUACCGGUCAUCUGUGAAAAGUGUGAGUUUGACGCUGCAUGUGUCCAGCUCCUGAAGGACGACGUCAGCCGCCAAAAGUUACCGCUGGACAAAUCUUUAACGCAGCUGGGAAUCAAUGAGCUCUAUGUUCUCGACAAGAGUCUAGUUCUGCAGCCUAAAAUGGCUUCCACUCCGGCUCUAAACUAUUCAGACUCCUUCCACUCCAGCACUAACAGUUUGGACAGGGGCGCUAAGAAAGGCUUUUUUGGUUUAUUCCAGUUUGGCAGGAGGAAGUCCAAGACCGAGACCACAUCUGUGGGCAUGGAUGAGCCUUAUGAUAGAAUAAUCCAAAAUGAAGGCCGCAGCUCCGCACAGUCCCCAGUCCGAGCUGCUCCCAACAGAGAGGAUCAACCGAGUACCUUGGGCCAAUCUCAUUCAGUCAUGAAUGUUUUCAGGACGUCACCAAAGUGUGACACCAAGAAGAGGAGAGCUCCAGCACCACCUCCUGGGGCCCUGACCUUCUCGACGCGACAAAGUAAUCCGGAGGGUUAUCAGAUGGUCUCAAGCUCAGAAAGCCAACAGAGGAAAAGAAAGGCUCCAGCCCCUCCUUCAACCCCAGAUUCCAUCUGCAUAGACCCUUAUUGUGCGUCUACCUCCGCUACUCCCACCCCUGAUAGCCCAGCAAGUGAAAAACAUUCUCCAGCCUUCUGCACAAAGAUGGUCCAGACAACCACAAUCUCUUCCACCACUGUAAAAACAACAGUGAAGACACAAUCCCUGAAGAUCAAGGUUCAGCCUCCAUCUGGCUUCACUGUCGCACCAGUCAGUGCCUCCCCGACUCCAAGCAGCAGCACUGCUGACAGCCACGUUCUUCAGGACUCGAGCUCUGAACUUAGCCACAGCCUUGACUCCGAUCCUGACACAGAUGACGCAGUUUCCCGGUAUAGUAGCCUCACCAGCAGUACUGCAAGCGGGUCAGUUCACAUGAAACUCCCUAUGAAACGUUCCAGCACCAAAAUGAAGGAAUUGGACAAGAAUGGCAGUAUGAUGGGCAAAUUGGAAAUUCGGCCUUCUUUAACUAGGAUCUCCAAGACCGAGAGUGAGUCGCUCCCUAACCUUAAACCGGAUGAAGUUGAGAACAACAGACACGGCACAAUGGGAACAACUGAUCUCCCAGCGCCACCCAAGCCCCGUCGUUCACCAGCCUGGGAACGCCCUGACCAGUCUACCCCUCCUCCGUUGUCACUUGAAACCACCAAAAGCAGAACCACACGGAGCGCCGCGCGAGAGGAGGAAGCUGCUUCUCAGUCUUGGCUCCAUUCUAUAAAGAGAAUGGGAGCCACUGUCCAGGCCCCAGAAAGUGAAACCGCUGAGGCUGAGACGUUGUCCUUGGGACACAGCAGCAGUGGCAGCAGUCUACCAGAUCAAGGUUACGCCGCCUCUGAGGGAAUGGUAGAUGGCGACGACUCAGGCCUGGUGAGCUCCCCAUCCGACACCUUUCCCACAUCCCCAAACGGGACUUUCUUUUUGGAGAGAAAUUGUGGAGCCACGCCAGAGAGACUGCCUGGGCCUGUCCGAGACAUUUCCAGUGACAGUGAUGAGGGAUGUGCCACCUGGGGCUCAAAUAACAGCAAACUGCAGGCAAAAUCAGGAAAACUACACAACAACUUUGAUGAGAAAUGCAAAUGGUUCCAUCAGGCAAACAUGGGAGCAGACCUUCCAGACAUUUCAACAGGGAUUCUUGGUGUGCCGGUGUCUGUAGUGGACAUGAAUGUACCCGUCACAGCCAUAGAUGAAAUAUUGGAAGACUGUAAACCUCUUGUGGAAGACAAUAAGGCAGCAGUUCUCUCUGGGAUGAAGUUAGCAGAUCGUAAGGGUUCAGAGAGUCCUGCAGAGCGGUGCAACAAGAACAAUAAUGCUUGCACAGCUGCUUGCACUAAAAAAAGUAGCAUUGUGAAUGUUAAACCUGAUCAGUAUAGGAUCACACUGGGAAAUGGGCCAAGUGAUUGUACAAAGAAAAAGACAAAUGACGACGUGAAAGAGGAUACACAAGGACGGUUAGCCGUCAAAGCUAUGGAGUCUCAGCAGGAACACUGCAACAACACGACGAUAAAAAAUCCAACAGUCAGAUCUGAUCUGUUGAUGAAGAGUAACACUCAUACUUUACAUGAGGACAGUGCUGUCCUCCCCCAAGCCAGCCAGAGAUCACUGUCCACAGAAAAAGUAGACAAUCACAGUUCUUACCAAAAUAACUCCAGCUCAAAUAUGGGGCCCAGGAAAGUUACUUGCAAUCCCACCUCUCGAUUGGGUAUGAAAACAUUCACCAUUGUGCCACCCAAGCCCUCUGUCAUGCAGGGUGGUUCGCAAAAUGCGUCUGCCACAUUAACUGCUGGUGCUAUUAAAAUUGAUGAGCAAGGAAAUAUCAUGAAAACGCGUGACCGCCGCAGCAAAGUGGUUGAUGCAACAGAAUCUGGAAUUACCAGAAGCAAGGAGUGUCCUCUUGUCGGAAAAGCCAAAGCCUUUUGGAGCUGUAGUGAAAGACAAGAAUGUGCUCUUCCUUGUCACGCAGGUGUGACUGACAAGGCAAAGGGGAGCUUCGAGAACUUUACGAAUACUGCAAAAAGUGCUGCGCCCAAAGAGACUGGUGGAAAAAUCAAUAAAACAAUGAAUAAUGUCCUUGUUGCAAAUGAGGCACCAGCAGAAAUGGGUAAUAUUUCAGUACUUGGACGUAUUAAACAACCACAACCGGCACUCCCUUCAGAUCUUCCUCCUUUCCUCAAACCAACCAGACGUACAUCAAGCCAGUAUGUGGCAUCUGCCAUCAAUAAAUACACCCCGAUGGCAUCCGCAAAACCCAACAUUGUGUCCUCGCCCUCCCAGUCCUCUCCUUUAUCACAGAACUUUGCUUUCCAUACACUAGGUCACGCCGUACAAGUAAAUCCACGGCAGUCCUCCAAGAUAUCGUUGACAGAAAAUAACACCAAGAAGGCGGGUCUUUGCCACCCUGGUCCUGUGAGGUCCAUGAGCGACCCCGAAUUCGUGUGGGAAAGCCGGAAAGACAUUAGAGAUGGUAAGGAAGGAAACUGUGGUGAAUCCACCAAAGACGGCUCCUGUUCACUUGGACCAGUAUCAGACAGAAUUAAACACUUUCAGUCAAGUGGUCCCACUCAAAGAACCGAACGUGAAAGUAGAGAUAUUAAAGCAAAUCAAUGUCGAAGUCCCAGCCCGACACACAGAACUCAACCACAAGCUCCUGCCGAACCCCCGGCAGCAACACGUCCAACAGCUGCUGCGAAACCAGAACCUUCACGUAGUAUGUCAGACAGUAGUGUCGUGCCUGGACCGCCACCUGUGAACGUAUUCGGACCAGUUAAGAAGUUCAAGCCAGUGCUCUGUAGAUCUUUUGAGAAAGAUGCCUCUCUGCACAGCAACCUAAUGGAGUCCAUCCAGGCAGCAGGAGGCAAGGACAGGCUCAGGAAGAUAUCCUCAUCUGGUGCCAGGAGCCAGAAGGAGGCUUGCCCUGACGAGAAUGAGAGGUCUGCUCUUCUUGCUGCUAUUCGAGACCAGAGCAGCACUGGCAGGCUGAGGAAGACUAAAUCUGGCGCUGCAGAUGAGUUGGAAAAGUUCAGGUCAGCGUCAGGCGAGCAAAGGGCAGACGCUCCCUCUUCUCCCUCGCCAAUUUCUUUGACUUGCACUUUUCCGGCAUCAUCCACGCUUGCACCUCCUCCUCCUCCUCCUCCUCCUCCUCCUCCUCCUCGUCCGCUCCCCUCGGACCAGUCGAAGCCUUCCGCUGUGGCGCAUCCAAAUGCCAACGCCGUCUUGAACCCCGCCUUGGCCAGGGAGGCUAUGAUGGAGGCCAUCCGCUCUGGAGCUGCUGCCGAGAAGUUAAAAAAGGUGGCAGUGCCCACAAAGACGGUCCAAGUGAACGGCAGAAUGGGAACAAUGCACGCAACCUCGUCCUCCAGUCUUCGUUAGGAAUGAGCAUAGCAUCACAAGUAAAAGCAUUUCCAAGAUUCCUCUGUUGGUCGCGUUUGACCCGCCGCGCUUUGGAAUGGACGUUUAUAAACCGGUCACGUUAAGUCCAUGUUAGAGAUCCGAAUGCGUGGAACCAAAUAGUUUUCCGUCUCAUAACUUUCUCCCCAGCUCUUGACUUCUUGUCCGGUGCUUCCUCAUUAAAGACGUCUGAAACUGUUAUUUUCACAUCGUUUUGGGACGCCCUCCUGCCCGACGAAUGUUUAGUUGCAAACACUUGUCUCAAAAAAGCUGUCGCAGGUGAAAGGUUUUAUGAAAUCAGAUGUUUGUCAGCUCAGUCACUGGCCGCCUUCUGCGAGAUGCGUCCGUCUCGAUAACACAAAAACUUGCUUAACUCUAGUUUUGGAGGUUUUAACUGGAGCGUCGAUCUACAGACAAAAAGUGCCAAUGAAAGCAGAAUAUUUCACAUGGUUUGUGCUACUUCCAUAGCCUGCUCUUUUGUUCUGUUAGUUUUAUGUUUGUCUACCGCAGCUGAGAUUUGGAUGCCUUAUCAUGUUGUGUUGCUCAGUGUUAUGAUGUACAAAAAUGUUUUCUGUUAGAAUUCCAAACGUGGUGCAAUACGUUCAAGUUAGCAUGUCCUUAUUUGAAAUACUUAACACAUUGAAGUACACUUAAGAGUGUAUUUUCUGUAGCUGUGGUAAAGAAUGCCAAGUUUUACAGUAAUGCUGGUGCGGAGGAGAAAAAAAUGGUUUGAGCCACUAGUGCCUGCUAGCUUGUCAUGCUACUGUUUUGGCUCCCAACUUUUAAUUUGUGCUGCUGUUUAACGCAAAGAGCUUCAUGCACGUGCUUGUUCCGCAGUGAUGCUUAUAUAAAAACAUAUAUAGUACAAGACUAGUAGCUAACAUUUGAUUUUUACAUUUACAAAGAGGAUCUGAAGUUGUCUUUGAUGUCUCUGUUAUUUUUUUUUUUUUUUUUUUUAAAAGAAAUACACUGCAGGGCAGCGAUAUUAGUUGAUGAAGAAACACUUACAUGACUUGCGUGUACUUUGGCUUUGCAAUAUUCAUGUCAUGCAGCGGAGCAGUUUUUGGAAACGGGUGGCUUAGAGUGCGCGCGUUGUUGCACUCAAUACCGCUAUGAAACGUUUACAGUUCGGAGUAGCUGUAUUUGGUUUGGGAAGAAUCAAUUGCUGCCAUUUGUAUGCGUUUGGAUUUUAUGUUUGUUUGGAGUGACGACACUAAAGCGUCCAUAAGCAUGUGUAAAUGCUCGCUGCUGUUGAACAAAAUGAGUGAAGCGAUUUGAGUUCCACAUAGAUUAAUUUAUGUUCCUUUUUCAAACUAAAAACAUGAAUUUGUUUGUUUUAUCCAGGGAAUAAACACCUGAGAUGUGUUUUUAAUUGUCUUACUAAAAUGUGUUAUUUUCUUCUAUGCUGGACGAUUGGAUUGACACACAAUAGACCACAUUUCACAGUAGCAUUGUAUAUUUUGUAAACAAAUGACUAUCACUACGGGUUUAUUUUUAUAUUAAUAGAAGCUCUUUGAGCUGAUGGCUAGAGAUUUAUAUAAGCCGCUGCAUUUGAUGUCGUCGCCCCCACCAAGAAGUUUGCACAAUGAUUUUCUCUACCUACUUUUUGACUGAAUAAAUAAUUUUGU
Messenger RNA from Phycodurus eques (leafy seadragon), 6276 nucleotides. It is a transcript of the gene cobl, whose product is annotated as cordon-bleu WH2 repeat protein. Gene Ontology annotation, biological process: actin filament polymerization; actin filament network formation. Gene Ontology annotation, cellular component: axonal growth cone; plasma membrane; neuronal cell body. Gene Ontology annotation, molecular function: actin monomer binding. The transcript has 18 exons. NCBI's taxonomy places the organism in Eukaryota, Metazoa, Chordata, Actinopteri, Syngnathiformes, Syngnathidae. Bases 182 to 4630 code for a protein of 1482 amino acids. The record is from RefSeq and is a predicted model, not a curated record.